AUUGCGCGGGUUCGAGAUAAGUCUAUCAGCGGCAGCCGGCAUCUGUUAUCUGAAGCUGUCUGCUAAUGCUUUACCAUCUGAGAUAAAUAUAUUAAGUUCAAUUAAACAUGUUCAAACGAAAACUCAAAGCUCUUGAUUAUGUUGAUUGGGACAAAGUCAAUGCAAAUGAUUCGUUACAUAUUAAGAAACUAAUACCAUGGCUUGAGGAUCAAAAAAUUCGCCACUAUAAAAUUGAAGAUCGAAAAGAUAUACAAAAUAUAGAAUCUGAUCAAUGGCAAAAAGUUUAUGAAAAGUAUCUCGAGGAUGUUGGAUGUCCAAAAUUUGAAUCUCAAUUAGAUCAAAUUGAAUGGCUUGUAGGUUUAGCAGUAAGAUUGGAAUUUGAGGACAACUGCGAUAAGUACAAGAGUGUGAUUACCAACAAAAAGAGUAAAAGUGAAGCAGCUCCUAACAUUAAAUCUACGAAUCCACUAGAUAAUUUAGAUUUUCAAAGUAAUGAAUUCAAGAAUGGUGUAAAUAUAAUAGCUAAACUAUUAAGAGUACCACAACAUCCUAACCAUUUAGUGACACUUGAAGCAUGUAGCAAGCUAAUUUGUAAAAGACUGAAUCACAAUGCAGUGCAAAAUCCUAACUCUGUUAUUAUCAGAGGUAAACCUUUUCCCAUCAUGGACACUGAUGUUGGAUUUAAUAUGGGUGAUGCUGCUCUCAACAACGCAGCAAAAGUUUUAAGUUUAUUGUAUAUUCAAGAUCUGCGAGAUCUUCAAACAAAAAUAAACGAGGCCAUAGUUACCGUUCAAACUAUUACAGCUAAUCCAAAAACUGAUACAAAAUUAGGUAAAGUUGGCAGAUAAAUAUUUCAUGUUCAAUUUAUUA
This is a messenger RNA of Phymastichus coffea, 870 nucleotides long. RefSeq names its product RNA transcription, translation and transport factor protein. Lineage: Eukaryota; Metazoa; Arthropoda; Insecta; Hymenoptera; Eulophidae. Gene Ontology annotation, molecular function: RNA binding. The transcript has 5 exons. Bases 108 to 848 code for a protein of 246 amino acids. The record is from RefSeq and is a predicted model, not a curated record. Gene Ontology annotation, cellular component: tRNA-splicing ligase complex. Gene Ontology annotation, biological process: tRNA splicing, via endonucleolytic cleavage and ligation.